ACAUUAUGAAACAUGCACAACAAACUUAGACAUGAAACAGCAUACAGUAAAAAUGAUUAGCUUAUUUAUAUACUCAUUUAAAGUAAGCCAGUUCUGUUUCUGAUAUUUAUCUUAAUUUCUAAGAUCAUUGCAACGUUCCAUGCCAAUCCUAUGUGUAUUACGCCAGAAAACGGAGACGUCUAGACAUCGACCAAUCACGCUCUCGUUAUCCUUAAAUCUAAAUAAGGGGCGGUGUUUACAGGUAGCGUUCACAGAACCGUGGGACAGCUGGACAACUGUAUGUUUUUUAUUCUAUGCGCACUACUACGAAAGUCUUGAAUUCAUGUUUCUCCGCAAAACUAUACCUGUCUUUACUGCUGCGACCCUUGACAACAAUAUCAGGAGUUUGACUCACUCCGUUGGAAAUGCAUAUCACACUUUAGACCCUACAAAAACAAACCAGGACCAUGUUUAUGGCAGGGAAGAUGUGUCAUCCAGUAACAACAUCUCCAUUGACUUUGAACAGACCAAAGACGCCUACCAGAGCAAAGAUACUCUUGAGUUACUCAGAAGCUUGUUCGUUUUUAAACUGUGCUCCUAUGACAUCCUGGUUGAUAGGAACAAAGAGAUAAUGGAUCUUAGCCGAACGUUUCUGGGACAAAAGAUGUUUGAGCAGUUCAUGAAAAUGACGUUCUACGGUCAGUUUGUGGCGGGUGAAGAUCACGAAUCCAUCAGGCCCCUCAUACAGAAGAACCGGGCGUAUGGAGUGGGUGCCGUGCUGGAUUACAGCGUAGAAGAGGAUCUCUCGCAAGAAGAAGCGGAAAGGAAAGAGAUGGAAUCGGGCACGUUUGCAUCAGACGAGGAAAGCCCUGGAGCGGACCACAGAGACAUGGGGUUCAUAGCCCACGGAAGGUUCGGUGAUGUGAGCGAGGGCGUUACGAGCGCUCCUACGUAUUUCUACGCCGAUGAGACGAAAUGCGACCAGCGCAUGGAGACUUUUAUGAAAUGCAUCAAAGCAGCAGGUGGAAGUUCAGAAGAUGGUUUCUCGGCUAUUAAGAUGACCGCCCUGGGGCGCCCACAAUUCCUGCUCCAGUUCUCGGAGGUGCUGGUGAAAUGGAGGCGCUUUUUUAGUUUCCUGGCUGCCAAGCAGGGCAAAGACGACGUGGAGGUGUUGGAGCAGAAACUGGAUCAAGAACGACUGCAGGCAUGUCUCGCCAGCCUGGGAGCCGAAGGAAACAUUCAGGGCUGGUUCUCUGAUGGACGGCUGCACUUAUCAGGCGUUGUCGACGUGCUGGACUGGAACGGUUUAAUUGAUGACAGAACGAAGACAUCUGAUCUUCUACUUGUCCCGAACCUACAGACGGGUCGGCUGGAGCCUCUUCUGUCUAAAUUCACAGCCGAAGAGGAAGGCCAGAUGAAACGAAUCCUUCAGCGAAUGGACGUCUUGGCUAAGCAUGCUGUGGAACAUGGCGUAAGACUUAUGGUGGACGCAGAACAGACAUAUUUCCAGCCUGCCAUCAGCUGGCUCACUGUGGAGAUGCAGAGGAUUUUCAACCGAGACCAAGCUGUCAUUUUCAACACCUAUCAGUGCUACCUCAAAGAGGCGUUUGACAAUGUUUCAGUGGACGUCGAGCUAUCGAGGCGAGAGGGCUGGUGUUUCGCUGCUAAACUGGUAAGAGGGGCGUACAUGCACCAGGAGAGAAGCCGAGCAGCUGAGAUUGGAUACGAAGAUCCCAUCAACCCCGACUACCAGUCUACUCACAGAAUGUAUCACAGAUGUCUGGAUUACGUGCUGAAGGAGAUCGAGCUGAACAAGAAAGAAAAUGUCAUGGUGGCGUCACAUAACCUAGAUACAGUUAAACAUACGCUGAAAAGGAUGAAUGAAAUGGGUCUGGCUCCCGCAGAUAAGAAGGUGUACUUCGGCCAGCUCCUGGGAAUGUGCGACCAAAUCAGCUUUCCGUUAGCCCAGGCAGGUUUUCCGGUGUACAAGUACGUUCCGUACGGUCCGGUGAACGAAGUGAUGCCGUACUUGUCCCGUCGGGCGCAGGAGAACCGUGGCGUUAUGAAAGGAGUUCAGAUAGAGAGAGAUCUUUUGUGGAAAGAGCUUGUACGCAGACUGACCAGCGGGGAGGUGUUUCACACGCCUGCUUUAUAAAACACUCCUCAGCAGAAUAACUCCUCCUGCACUUCUGACCUUUUUUGCUCGUGACGUACUGCACACAGCAUGCAUUAUUUACACCAAUAGUGUAAAGUACUAUAAUGAAUCAAGAUGAUGUCACUCCACACUCUUAUAUUUUGCUGAAAGAUAUUUUUCGCCCCAAAUUCACAUUACGUAAAGCAAAGAAAAGUCAUUCUAUCUUUAUUGCAAUAAAGAGUCGUGCUUGAUUGAAUAAUGUCACAAUGUCAAAUGCAAAGUAUAUAUUUUUUAUUCUUAUAGCAUUUGAUUUUGGUGUGACGUAUAACUCAGACAUGAAACUCACCUAGUCACUACCGUUUGUAUCUUCUAUUUUACUUCCUACAUCUUUUCCCCUUGAUUUUCCUCACUGUCUGGCUUUGCACUUAUGAGUCUGCUGAAAUGUCAGAUGUCUGAAUGUGUCCUGCUGUUUAAUCACCCAACCUUUCCUCAAUUCCUCAAGUAGACUAAUAAUAAAAAUAUAAGCAUGAUAAUAAACACAUCAGUAUCACUUUCUAAAAAUGACCGUUUGAAUUCAAGGAUAACAGCAGCUAUAUUUUAUUUAUGUGACAUUACGUGCUCAGAGUGAAGAAUUGUGAGUACGUCUGAAACGAAAGCUUUCGGUUUUUGCUUUGCUCAGCUUGGAGAGGAGAUAACAGCUGGUCUUUGCUUUUCCACACCUUAUACUGUCUAAAGUGUAAACAGAUUAUAUUUCAGAUGUUAUUUAUUCCAAGAGUGUGCUUUGUUUGUGCUCAAACCAAAUCUUGUCAUUUGCACUGUGAGUUGUGAUUGCGAAUAAAACCAUAUUUUAUUUAGAAAUUGCUCA
Molecule: messenger RNA, 2978 nt
Organism: Triplophysa rosa
Lineage: Eukaryota; Metazoa; Chordata; Actinopteri; Cypriniformes; Nemacheilidae
Gene: prodhb
Product: proline dehydrogenase (oxidase) 1b
Exons: 14
Coding region: 140-2134 (664 amino acids)
Cellular component (GO): mitochondrion
Molecular function (GO): FAD binding; proline dehydrogenase activity
Source: RefSeq, a predicted model, not a curated record